AAUACGUCACCAAUUUAAUAUGUCAAAAGUUCGAAGGUUAAAUUUUUACUUUUGCUUAUUCAUUUUAAAUUUAAAUAUUGCGUACUGAUAUAGUAUUUUGAUAUUAUCAUUAUUUCUGUGUCGAUCAGUCAAUAAUAGAGUGCCUGCAUGUAGUAAGAAUGUUAGUCUGAGUAACGAUUGUUCUUGUGUGAAACAGUAUACUCAGUAUUACAUUUUUGACCCCAUUAAUAAAGUUGUUUUAGUGUUUUCCUAUCUUAAACUAACAUUUUCUUAGUACAUUUUUAGAUGCAAUGUUUAUUACUGCAUCUAUUUUAUAGUAAUUUCAUUUGUUUACGUUGUUUUCUAACAAAAAACACAGCAUUUCAAAAAAAUGUUUGAUUAUCGCGGAAUACUUAUAAGUGUGCCUUUAUACACUCUUGGGGUGCUAUUCCUGGGUGCCUCUGUAUCGGCGGGGAUCUUCGUGUUCCACGUGGUCGUCGCGCCGCUCAUAUUCCGUUACUCGGAAACAUUCCGACGUACCAUAGUGUUUCUUAACUUUGUACAAUGGCCCUUCAACAUAGACUUCGAAGAUCCCUCUAGCUGCGGUGUAGAUGGUGCUAGAAAUAUCCAGCUACGUUACCAGUCCAAAAUCGAUAAUUGCCCUGUCAGAAUUGGCAUUUGGCACAUUCUGCCGAAGACGGUGUAUGAGCGACUACAGGACAAGUUGAAAUUGGUGGACAAGGAUGAGUUGCACAGGAUUUUGGAUCAAGAGCUGGCCAACUCCAAAACUCCUGUAGUUUUGUACUGUCACGGUAAUUCAAACUCGCGCGCAGCGUCUCACAGAAUACUCUUGUAUAAGUUUUUCCAAAACAUGGAUUACCAUACAAUAGCGUUCGAUUAUAGAGGUUACGGCGAUUCGACGAAUCUAACUCCGAGCGAAGCGGGCGUGGUGGAAGAUUCUCUAUUUGUAUACGAAUGGCUUCACAACAUCGUGACCAACAAACGAGACGGAACCACGCCGCCUGUUUUUGUGUGGGGGCAUUCUCUGGGGACGGGCAUAUCGUCAAAUCUUCUAGGCAAUUUGAACGAGCUAUCAUCGGAAUUGUUGGAACGGAAGACGCCAUUGCCCCUCCCCCGCGGGUUGAUACUGGAGGCGCCCUUCAACAAUAUGGCGGACGAAGUUGCCAACUACCCUCUGACUAGAAUGGCGACUUGGCUCCCGUAUUACGAUUACGCGUUCAUAGCGCCGUUUCGCGAGUCGAAGAAUUUCUCUUUCCGUUCUGACCGCAACUUGUCCCGCGUGAGGUCCGUCCCCGUGCUGAUUUUACACGCCAGAGACGACCAGGUCGUGCCGUACGUGGUCGGGGAACGGCUAUACAAAUCCCUUUUGGAAUCGCGCACCCAUCACGGGGCUGACGUGACACUCCACGCUUACCCCAGCAAGGAUGACCUAGGUCACAAAUAUAUAGUCAACGCUAAAGAUUUGCCGCAGAUAGUCGGAGAUUUCGUGAACAAAAACAGGUGAACAGACAAACAUUCAAUGCUUCAUUCUACAUCAAUAAUGUCACACGGAUUUGCUACGAUUUUGCACCAGCCACUUAUUUAGUUUCUAAGUUCCUUAAUUUAUUUCGUCACAACAUUUAAGUUUCUUCCCGGUUGCAUCCUUAGCACUUGCUAUACAUACAUACAUCAUAUAGUUACGUCUAUAUCCCUUACGGGGUAGACAGAGCCAAUAGUCCCGAAAAGACUGAAUGGCCAGGUUCAGCUGCUCGCUUUAAGAAUGGAAUUGAGAUCAAAAUAGUGACAGGUUGCUAACCCAUCGCCUAAAAAAAUGAUCGCAAUUUUAUAAGCCUAUCCCUUAGUCGCUAGUUAAUCCAUAGGAAAGAGAUGGAGUGGUCCUAUUCUUUUUUGUAUUGGUGUUGCUAUGGAUCCUGGAAUUUGAACCUGCGAUCUUUUCAAGUUACAUAUAUACGAAUGAUUUAACAGCUAAACUAUUUAAACCAGUUAUGGGCCGUAACGUGUACUUAUUUAGUAUAAGAAACGCGCUUUCAAAUCGAUUACGAGUAAAAUAGCUCAGUUUACAUACAAAUGAUUUAACACUGAUAUUAUACGUCAGUAUUUAAAAGCUGCAUUGGGGUAUAUAAUAAUUAAAAAAGCAUACUUUUAAUCUACUAUUUAGUUAAUCUAGAUGGCAUCACUGUGAUGACAGUUUUGCUAAGUAAAUAUAUGCAUUAUAUCGUAAUUAUACUUACUGGCGUCUCUGCCUACCCCUUUGAGGAAAGAGACAUAAUUUUAUUUAUGUAUUCUCCAGGCGUUAGUCGCGUUUACGUAUCUUUUGAUGAAUUUCUUAUAAAAGCAUGCUUUUUAUUAAUAAUUAAUGCAAUGCACACAAUAUAGAUGGCGUUACUGUGUUUAACAGUAUUUUUUAUGACUGUACUUAAUAUUUUUUUAUUUUGCUGUUCUUAAAAUUAUGUAUCGUACCUAUAUUUAUAUUAGUGUCAUUUGUCUUUAUAUAAAAAUGGAAACGGCCUAAAAUAUGUACGUAUUUUAGAAUAAAAAUCAGCAAGGUAAAGUCAAAUGUAGGUAGUUCGCUUAUAGCGUACAGGUUGUGAUGUUAUUGUGAUAUCUAACAGAGGACAUACAUAUAAUCAUAAAGUAAAGUAUAUAGGCACUUUCAUACAAUUUUAAGAAAUAUUGUAAUUGUUAAAGUAAUUUUUAGCAAUUUUUUUACUCACCGCAUAAAGGAAUUACUACAAAUUGAUUCUUUUAAAUCUAUUCAUCUCUUUUUCCUUUUUUAAUUGUGCUUGAUCGUUAGUAUAUUACCGAGACGAUUCUCUCGACUCGCUUAUAAUCGAUUGCUUAAAAAUAGCAAUAAAAUAUAGUUAAAUCAUUUCACAAUGUGUUAUUCAUCCAAUAGUAAAUAAGUCACUUAGAAACAUAUUAUUUAUUUAACAAGAUAAUAAUGGGUUGCCAAUAGCCCAUCGCAUGAGGGAUUUCUAGUUAAAACUUUAGUCUAGAAUCGAUUGAAUAUAUUGUCACAAUUUUUUUUUAUUCAGCAAUAAAUACUCAAUUAUGUUAUUGUGUUGCGAUUUAGUCGACCCUUACGAUAUUGUGAUAAUAUUUGUUUAGUUAAUUUAUGCAACUUUUAUAUUGGUAACAUUGUUGUUUAAGUUAAAUAAAUUUUAUUAUUUUUUAAGA
This is a messenger RNA of Amyelois transitella, 3177 nucleotides long. Its product is annotated as lysophosphatidylserine lipase ABHD12. Gene Ontology annotation, molecular function: phosphatidylcholine lysophospholipase A1 activity; monoacylglycerol lipase activity. Gene Ontology annotation, biological process: phosphatidylserine catabolic process; monoacylglycerol catabolic process. The transcript is spliced from 10 exons. The coding region runs from base 371 to 1504 and encodes 377 amino acids. The record is from RefSeq and is a predicted model, not a curated record. Gene Ontology annotation, cellular component: endoplasmic reticulum membrane. Lineage: Eukaryota; Metazoa; Arthropoda; Insecta; Lepidoptera; Pyralidae.